AUGUCCUUCUUCGGCUUCGGCAAGAGCAGCAAAGGCCCCGAGCCGCCCGCCGCUUCGUCCGACGCGUACGCGUACGAAGAGCCCUCGUACGACUACAGCGCGCCGUCCGUACCGUCGUCGUUCGACUCGUCGUCGCUCGGCAGCAGCAGCAGCGCGGCCUCUUCCAGCGCCGCCGAGAUGCAGCAGGUCAUCCUGGAGGAGCAGCAGCGCGUGCUGAUCCAGCAGGCGAUCGCGAAGAUCACUGCUCUGGCCUGGGACAAGUGCAGCGCCAGCAAACCCGACGCGGAGCUCUCGUACAAGGAGAAGGACUGCAUCAAGAACGUCACGCGCGCGUACCUCGACACGAGUAUGUUUGUGGUCCACCGCCUCAACAAGUCGGGCAGUGCCUGA
This is a messenger RNA of Hyaloperonospora brassicae, 390 nucleotides long. Lineage: Eukaryota; Oomycota; Peronosporomycetes; Peronosporales; Peronosporaceae. The record is from the annotation of a GenBank genome assembly.